GGAUCAGAGGGGUAAUGCAGCCCACAGACACUCUGGCUCUAUUCAACUGUGAAUCUCUGCAGCUGUGGAUUGUGCUGGGAUUCAUUUAAAUGCUUAGAAACAACAGGAUUCUGAACUUCACUACAGGAAUUAACUUUAAAAGAUAUGCUGUGUUUAGGAGACUCUCCUGACUGCCUUCGGGACCAAAUGCAGUGCAUGAUGAGAUCCCUGCAGGACCUUAAGCAGAUAAGCAAGCCGAGGCCACUGAGUGAACCGUGUGCUCGCUCCUUUGCUGUGACUCGGCUCUGCAAACAGAGGGCGCAGCAAGAGAGACUCGCUCGUCUGCGUGUCUCUGACUCCAGUGAAGCCAGCACAUAUGACUCUGCCUGCUGCCUGGCCAGCCCCCUGGAAGAAGACGAAGAGCAUCAGGAGCAUGAGCGAUUGACACAAGGCUCCCCGAGCAGUGAGAAGAGUCUGGACGUUGACUCGGGAUACUCUGAGGCUUCUUGGCAGGAUGAAGGUGUGGUGCUGAGGAGAACCAGGAAUGUGAGAGUCUCCUCUUCUGCCUGCCUCCGCACAAACAGAGGAGCUUCUGGAAGAAUCCGGCCCAAAUCGACCUCCGACGCCUGCCUGGAGCGCUGGACCGCAUUUGAAGCCAGCAACCCAGAGGACUGGACGACCUCGCUGCUGAGCCGCAGCAGGAACAGACAGCCUCUGGUUCUGGGGGACAACAGCUUUGCUGACCUGAUAAAGAACUGGAUGGACCUACCAGAGUGUCCUGAGCCAGCAGAACUAAAGCCCCAUGUGGGGCGGCGCAUGGCCAAAGACAUUUUGAUCAACAUGCGGCGCAGACUAGCAGGGAUGUCUAAAAAUGUUGAGGUGAGGCAGAGGACAGCAGACUUGACGAGGGUCAGCAGGGCUGCGGAGGACCCAAAGCGGAUGUCCUGUCCUGUGGGGCUCCAGGCGCUCAAACCUUUCUUUCACCAGUCCCACACAGGCCUACACCAACCAGACACUGACUUCCACCAUUUCACUGCUCUCAUGAAGACAGGCAGCCGACAACCCAUUAUAUGCAAUGACAUUAUCGGAUAUAUUUAAGGGAGGCUCCAGCCUGACCGUUCAAAUGAAUUGUGAAAAGAUGGUUCUAUUUUUAUAUUGGAUUUUGCCCACAAUGUUGAUACAUCUGUAAUAAAGGUAUUUUGUAUUUAAAGAAAA
This is a messenger RNA of Notothenia coriiceps (black rockcod), 1194 nucleotides long. RefSeq names its product protein FAM212A-like. The coding region runs from base 145 to 1077 and encodes 310 amino acids. Gene Ontology annotation, cellular component: nucleus. Lineage: Eukaryota; Metazoa; Chordata; Actinopteri; Perciformes; Nototheniidae. Gene Ontology annotation, molecular function: protein kinase binding; protein serine/threonine kinase inhibitor activity. The record is from RefSeq and is a predicted model, not a curated record. The transcript has 3 exons.